This is a messenger RNA of Eubalaena glacialis (North Atlantic right whale), 4277 nucleotides long. RefSeq names its product zinc finger protein 397 (gene ZNF397). The transcript has 5 exons. Gene Ontology annotation, molecular function: DNA-binding transcription activator activity, RNA polymerase II-specific; RNA polymerase II cis-regulatory region sequence-specific DNA binding. Gene Ontology annotation, cellular component: nucleus. The record is from RefSeq and is a predicted model, not a curated record. Gene Ontology annotation, biological process: regulation of transcription by RNA polymerase II. Bases 151 to 3333 code for a protein of 1060 amino acids. Lineage: Eukaryota; Metazoa; Chordata; Mammalia; Artiodactyla; Balaenidae.
GGUCUUUGUGGCUCGCAGCUGCAGGUCCGCGGCUCGCGCCCUGGCGGCUCUUGAGCUUCCCGGAAAGAAGAGAUUACUCAAAAGAAACUCUGAAGUAGAGGACCCAGCUGUAGUGAGCUUUUUGCUAAGCUGUUUCAGCCCAGAACGGCUAUGGAAUCCAGAGCAGUUUCAACCCCGGUACCUCAGAAUUCUCAGGAACAAGAGCUAAUACUAGUGAAAGUAGAAGAAAGCCUUUCUUGGGGUCAGAAACUUAAGCAGAAUGGGAGUACCCGAUCCUGCCAGGAAUUGUUUCGCCAGCAGUUCAGAAAGUUUUGCUACCAGGAGACACCUGGGCCCCGGGAGGCUCUGGGCCGACUCCAGGAGCUUUGCUGUCAGUGGCUGAGGCCAGAGUUGCACACGAAGGAGCAGAUCCUGGAGCUGCUGGUGCUGGAGCAGUUCCUGAGCAUCCUGCCUGAAGAGCUGCAGAUCUGGGUUCAGCAACACAGUCCAAAAAGUGGCGAGGAAGCUGUGACUCUGUUGGAGGAUUUGGAGAGGGAAUUUGAUGAUCCAGGGCAGCAGGUCCCAGCUAGUCCACAGGGACCAGCAGUGCCAUGGACGGAUUUGACACGUCUUGGAGCAUCCCAGGAGUUAACAAACAUCGAACUCCAGCCUUUAAAGAGACAGCUGAAACCCUGGGAACCUUGCCUUUCCCCCAGAAGCGAUUGUGAGAACAAUGGAUCAUCAACAAAGAAGGACAUUUCAGGAGAGAAAUCACAAAGACUUCCCCAGGAGCCUUCAUUUGGAGGAAUUAGUGAACAUGAAAGCAGUUCAGAGUGGCAGCAUGGAAGUGGUACAGGGGAGAAAUUAAGAAGAUCCCCCUCCCAAGGGGGCAGUUUUAGUCAAGUAAUCUUCACACACAAAUCUCUAGGAAACAAAGACCAUCCUGAGCCCCAGAGAAGCUUGAUUCUAAAUACAAACUCUAUAACGUAUCAGAAAGUUCCUACAGAAGAGAGACCUUACAGGUGUGACGUAUGCGGGCACAGCUUCAAACAGCAUUCUGCUCUAACACAACAUCAGAGGAUCCAUACUGGAGAAAAGCCAUACAGAUGUAGCCAGUGUGGGAAGGCCUUUAGUUUGAGGUCCUAUCUUAUUAUUCAUCAGAGAAUUCAUAGUGGUGAGAAAGCAUAUGAAUGUAGUGAAUGUGGGAAGGCCUUCAACCAGAGCUCAGCCCUCAUUAGACAUCGGAAAAUCCAUACUGGUGAGAAAGCUUGUAAAUGUAAUGAAUGUGGCAAAGCAUUCAGUCAAAGUUCGUAUCUCAUUAUCCAUCAAAGAAUUCACACUGGUGAGAAACCCUACGAGUGUAAUGAGUGUGGGAAAACCUUUAGCCAAAGCUCAAAGCUUAUUAGACACCAGCGAAUUCAUACAGGAGAAAGACCUUAUGAAUGUAAUGAGUGUGGAAAAGCUUUCAGGCAGAGCUCAGAGCUGAUAACCCAUCAGAGAAUACAUAGUGGAGAGAAACCCUAUGAAUGUAGUGAGUGUGGAAAAGCCUUCAGUCUGAGCUCAAACCUCAUCAGACACCAGAGAAUUCACAGUGGAGAGGAACCUUAUCAGUGUAAUGAAUGCGGCAAAACCUUCAAAAGGAGCUCAGCCCUUGUUCAGCAUCAGAGAAUCCACUCCGGGGAUGAGGCUUACAUAUGUAGUGAAUGUGGGAAGGCUUUCAGUUUCCGUCGGAGCUCAGACCUUAUUAAACAUCAAAGAGUCCACACUGGUGAAAAACCUUACAAAUGUGAUGAAUGUGGGAAAGCCUUCAGUCAGAGCUCUGAUCUUAUUAUACAUCAGCGAAUACAUACAGGAGAAAAACCCUAUCAGUGCAGUCAUUGUAGUAAAAGUUUUAGCCAGCGCUCAGACCUGGUUAAACAUCAAAGAAUACAUACUGGAGAGAAGCCUUAUACAUGUAACCAGUGUAACAAACAUUUUAGUCAGAGUUCUGAUGUUAUAAAACAUCAAAGAAUCCACACUGGUGAGAAACCAUAUAAAUGUGAUGUGUGUGGAAAAGCCUUCAGUCAGAGCUCAGAUCUUAUUCUACAUCAGAGAAUCCACACUGGAGAGAAACCAUAUCCAUGUAAUCAGUGUAGCAAAAGUUUCAGUCAGAACUCAGACCUUAUUAAACAUCGAAGGAUCCACACUGGAGAGAAACCCUAUAAAUGUAAUGAAUGUGGGAAAGCUUUUAAUCAGAGCUCAGUCCUUAUUCUGCAUCAGAGAAUUCACACUGGAGAGAAACCCUAUCCAUGUAAUCAGUGUAGCAAAACCUUCAGUAGACUUUCAGAUCUUGUUAAUCAUCAACGAAUUCACACUGGAGAGAAGCCUUACCCAUGUAACCAGUGCAGUAAAAUGUUUAGUCGAAGAUCAGACCUUAUUAAACAUCAUAGAAUUCAUACAGGUGAGAAACCCUAUGAAUGUGAUGAGUGUGGGAAAACCUUUAGUCAAAGCUCAAACCUUAUUCUGCAUCAGAGAAUCCACACUGGAGAGAAACCCUAUCCAUGUAACGAUUGUACUAAAAGUUUUAGUCGUCGUUCAGACCUUGUGAAACAUCAGAGAAUACACACUGGAGAGAAACCGUAUGCAUGUAAUCAGUGCAAUAAAAGUUUUAGUCAAAGCUCAGACCUCACUAAACAUCAGAGAGUACACUCUGGGGAAAAACCCUAUCAUUGUGAUUGUUGUGAGAAAGCCUUCAGUCAGAGUUCUGACCUUAUUCUUCAUCAGAGAAUUCACACUGGAGAAAAACCAUAUCUAUGCACACAGUGCAGCAAAAGUUUCAGUCAGAACUCCGACCUUAUCAAGCACCAGAGGAUCCACACUGGGGAAAAACCAUAUAAAUGUAAUGAAUGUGGGAAGGCUUUCAGUCAGUGCUCAGCUCUUGUCCUACAUCAGAGGAUCCACACUGGGGAGAAACCAUAUCCAUGCGAUCAGUGUGGCAAAAGCUUUAAUCGGCGCUCUGAUCUCAUUAACCAUCAAAGAAUCCACACUAAUGAAAAUCCAUAUAAAUGUGAUGUGUCUGGGAAAGCCUUUAGCACAUGCACUGAUCUUACUGAACACCAGAGAAUCCACACUGGUGAGAAACCCCACAGGUGUGUUCAAUGUAGCAGAAGUUUUAGCCAACUCUCUGAUCUUAUUAAUCAUGAGAAAGUCCAUGCUGGGGAAGACACUCUAAAUGUGUUGAAUAUGGGAAAACCUUUAGUGUAUACACCAACUUUAUUCAGUACCAGAGACACUCUGCCAGAAAAAAAUCUUAUGAUUGCUAUGGAUGAUUAUGAAAAAGGUUUUAAUCAAUGCUCAACUUUUGUGCUACAUUAAAAAAAGACACACACACACUAGAGAGAAAGCAUAUUAAUUCAAUUUUUAUAAUGAAAGUUUAACUCAGAGCUCAGACAUUACUAAAGAAAAUUUCUGAGGAGGAAUCCUGUGAGUUGUUGGAAAACCUUCAAUGUGAAAAAAUUUUUACUGAAUGUCAGAAACAAUGGAAAAAAAUUUCUAUCUGCUGUAAUGUAAGAAAAGCUCUAGUCUUUUAUUCAAACACUGCACAAGAGGAAAGUUUUAUCAUUAUAAGAAAUGUCUAACCAUAUUAAUGCAGAACCUUAUCAGAUAUUGUAAAAAUCAGUGUGGUGUUGUGUGCAAUCAGAACUCAGAAGGAAAUGUAUUAGUGUUAUAAUCUCAAACCUUCAGUGAGCCCAGCUCACCUAUUGCAUAUCAGAGAAGUUAUUUUAGAGAAUGUAGGGAAAACUUAAACCCUUCCCAUAUCUUAAUUGGCAUUCACUCUGAUAAUUCGCAUACCACUUACCUCCUGACAGCUGGAGAAUCCUACCUUAUGCAAACAUUAGUUAUUAAAUUCCCUCUGUGUGAACAUGCUAUGCUAUGCUGGUAUUAAACUUACUAACUGCAUAACUCUAGUGCCCCAUUUUCUGAAAUAUCCUUUUUUUUGGGAGGGAGGCCAAGUUUUGGUCUUCCUAGUGAGCAUGAGUUUUCAAGUUCCUGUGGUGUUCACAGCAAACAUGAAUUUAUUUUGCUCUUAAUAAUGUAGCCCAUCCAUAAACUUUAGUGGUUUGAAAUUACUUCUUCAACACUACCAUUUAAUUACAGUUUCUAAAUAUGUGAAACAAUUUUUUAAAAAAUAAUUCCAUAUGUUAAAGUGUGAAUAUUUCUCUACUACUAUGUUUAUCCUGUCUGUCAUCUAUAGAUGGAACAAAAAUGUUAGCUAAAGUAACACCCACAUGACUAUAUUGCAUAUUCUGUCUAAAAAU